AUUCUAGAUGAACUUUCAGCGACAGUGGAUACUCCACCCUCACAGCAUUCUGAAAACUCUAUUGUGUUACCCUACAAAGAGCCUGUUUGGUCAGGCAUUCCAGAUAGCAACAGUAAGCAAUAUAAAUUUGAAGUUCUAAAGAAUGGUACAAUAAUAGAAACAAUCAAUUUAAUGUCACAGUCAUUUUGGGUUUUCGGUAGAAUUACAAGCUGCAAUAUUUGUAUGCAACAUCCAACAAUUUCCAGGUAUCAUGCAGUUCUUCAGUACAGAAAGGAUCCAUCAGAAACAGAAAGUUCAGGAUUCUACCUCUAUGAUUUGGGAAGCACUCAUGGUACUUUUCUCAAUAAAAAUAGACUCAAACCGAAGGUAUACGUUAGAAUGCAGGUGGGCCAUAUGCUGAAGCUUGGAUGCAGUACGAGGUCUUACAUCCUUAGUGGUCCUGAAUAUGACGAAGAGGAAGAAUCAGAACUAACGGUGACGGAAUUGAAACAGAAAAAGGAAGAAAUGCAACUGAAACUAAAACAAGAAGCACUCAAACGAGAAAUGGAAAUUGAAGAAAGAAAGAAAAGAGAAGAAGAAAAGGGGAUUGACUGGGGUCUGGUGACGAAGAUACUUAUCUACAUAAACAGAUUAGCUAUGAAGGGAACGAGUGAGAAGAGAAUGAAUUCGAAGAGUUCACCAACGGUAGAAACAUAUGAAAGUUUGCUGGAGAAGGAAAAAAACACAACUGCUUUGAUAUUAGAUCUCGAGAAAAAACUGGCUACUUCUCAGGACAUGGAUAAUAGUGGUAAUAACUCAACUGCAGAGGAAGAUUCUCUUGAUACUUUCAUGAAAGAAUUAAAUCAGUCAAAGAUUGAUAAACAAGCGGCAAGUAAGCUGAGAAUAGAGCUUUCUAAAAAAAAGAAGGAACAUGCCAACAUAAUCAAGUUACUGAACUUAGCUAAACCCACAAUGUUACCUGAAUUGGUUCCUCAGAGCAUAUCCAACCCUAGCACUAGUAAGGAAGUGAACAAGUAUUCAUUGCCUAUCAUAGGUAAAAGAAAGAAAAUGAAAGUACAACUGCCAGAAAAACCACCUGACUUACAUCUGGCUGCAAAUUCUGAUACGACUUAUGACGAAGAAGAGGAAGAAGAUGAGUUGGAGAAGGAGGAAGAAUUACAGCCUGAAAAUGUUCCUUGUGAAGAAAUAGUCCCUUCAAGAUCACCCAACCCGUACGAAGAAAAUGAAUCUGUAAGUGAGUCUGUUUCUACUUCUUCAUCUUCAGCACUGUCAGAAGAGGACGAAAUGAGGUCCCCAGAUUUCAUGUCUAUAAAAGGAUUACAUGGCACCAUGACUUUCAAGAAGUUUGAAAAGAUUUUGAAGAAAGGACUUCCUCCUUUUGCUGAUAAACAUCAAGAUAAGUUGGAAAAAAUUCUCAGCAAUCUUAAAAAAUUGGCAGCAAGUGAAGACCGAAUGCAUGUUGAUUGGAAAAUGUUGGCUGCCAAAAAACGUAAGGUAAUGAAACUAAUAUCUGACUUAAAACAUUGUGAGCCUAAUGAAAGACUAGAACAUAAGGUAUCAGCAGAACUCAACCGAAUUCUGACAGAAUUAAAUACAAUGACUGAGCAAAAGUAUAAGGUUAUAGGUAAAGUCAAAAAAAUGGGAAAUGAAAUCAAAACCAUUUCUGAAGCAAUUGAUAAGGACUUCAAAGAAUACAAAAAAGAAAUAGAGAAGAGUACGGCGCCAGCAGUCUCAGAAAUGGAAUCAAAAGUUUUGGAAUUGCCAAAAUCUGUAGAUAAAAAUCAUGAAGAUAUUCCAGAAUCCUCACCGGACAGUAACCUGAAAAAUGUGGAAACCAAGAACUCUGAAAUAUCUCACAAAGAUGAUCCUCAAGAAGAACCGUCAACUUCUGGUGAAACAUGCAGUGAGGAAUUAGAUAAGACAAUAUCACAGGAUGAUAGAAUGGACACUGAAGAACCAUGUGAUGAUAGAAAGAAGAAGAAGAAUCAGAGGAGGAUACAGCAAAGAUAUGAGAAAGUCGAGAUUGAGAGGCGGCGAGGUUAUGAAGAGGAUGCAACUAGGGAGGACUAUAGCAUGUGGGUUCCUCCGAGUGAUCAAUCAGGUGAUGGUAGGACUAGUUUGAAUGAUAAAUAUGGAUAUUGAAGGUUCAUAAUGAUAAGAUUAUAAUAAUAGAACUAUUAAGGACUUUUGAAACGUAGAAUUAGUCAUAGUCAGUAUGUCCCAAUUACAUAAUUGGCUAGUUAGUACAUUUUCUGAUAUUUUUCUGUUAUGCAACUUUGUUAACAAAAAAAUACAAAAAUUAAGUUCAUUA
This is a messenger RNA of Leptinotarsa decemlineata (Colorado potato beetle), 2311 nucleotides long. RefSeq lists its product as uncharacterized. Gene Ontology annotation, molecular function: protein binding. NCBI's taxonomy places the organism in Eukaryota, Metazoa, Arthropoda, Insecta, Coleoptera, Chrysomelidae. The record is from RefSeq and is a predicted model, not a curated record.